Molecule: messenger RNA, 1266 nt
Organism: Diaporthe amygdali
Lineage: Eukaryota; Fungi; Ascomycota; Sordariomycetes; Diaporthales; Diaporthaceae
Product: benzoate 4-monooxygenase cytochrome p450
Exons: 7
Coding region: 1-1266 (421 amino acids)
Molecular function (GO): heme binding; iron ion binding; monooxygenase activity
Source: RefSeq, a predicted model, not a curated record
AUGUUUAACACGGGUUUUGCUGUCCUUAUAGCAUCGUUAGCCAUCUAUGCUCUGGGCAAGACUAUAUACAAUGUCUUCUUCCACCCGUUGGCUAGAGUUCCUGGCCCUAAGCUGGCAGCCAUUACUCGCCUUUGGUUCUUCGCCACCGAUUUCAGCGGUGAUUCCUCUGCACGUAUUUUGAAAUGGCACGAAGCAUACGGGCCCGUCAUCCGCGUGGCACCCAAUGAACUCUCCAUCUUCGAUAUCGACGCGUACCUUUCAGAACUCUACGCGCAGAACACUGAUUUCACUAAGGCGCCUUACUUCUACGAUGCCUUCAACAACCCGGAAGGCACCGUGUUCUCGCAGCUGGACAAGGCGGCCCACUCGGCUGAAAAGCGCCUCAUGUCGCACGCCUUUUCCCGUAGGAACAUCGUCGGGAUGCAGCACCAGCUGUACGACCACGUCCACAAGUGGAUUGACAACCUGCGAACCCAUGCAAGAGCACAGAAGCCGAUCCCGUUGAGCCGCGCGGCCCAGUGUCUUACCCUCGACAAUGUUUCAUUCUUCAGCUACGGUGGCACCGAGGGCGCCCUCGAUUCUGAGGACUUCCACAACGAGCUGCUCGAGCAGUUCGAGGCAUUCCCAAAGCUCGGUUCCACCAUCGGCUGGGACCGGUUUAUCAGCCAGAAGGGGCGAGGGGAGACAAACGGGAUGAUCCUCUUCGAGAGCAUGCUCGAGAGAGCCAGGAAAAACAACGUUCAUAUCGACCGCGACAGGGGUAUCGCGAAUGGUUCUCUAAUGCUGGUCGCAGGAACUGGGACUACAGCAGCUGCCAGAAUAUACCAACUCACAAAACAGCCCGAGCUGUGGCUCGAGCUCAAGCGCCAGUUGCGAGCCGCGAUACCAGAAGAUAACACUGAGCCCGACGUAACAGAGCUCGAGAAGGUGCCGCUUAUGGAAGCUGUCGCCAAAGACCCCCAAUGGUAUUAUUGCCGCGACCCAAACGUCUACUAUGAGCCCGAGCUAUUUGAGCCGAAGCGGUGGUUAGUUGACGAUGCGAACGCCCUGCAUGCCAUGAAUCGGAAUCUGGUUGUAUUUUCUAAUGGGUCAAGAAAUUGCAUCGGGCAGAAUCUUGCCAUCAUCGAGCUGAAGUUGACACUCAGCCAGGUUGUGCUCAAUUUCGAACCAGGAGAGACCAAGGAUCCAGAACUGGAGUAUGAAGAGUACGUCGGCUUGACAGAGCCCAAGGGUUUGGUGGAAAUUACUCUGCGUGAGUCGCCGUGA